GGAGGGCAGGGCGGCGGUUGCGGCGGCGGCCAUGGCGUGGGGUUGCGCGCUCUGCCUGGCGCUGGCGGGCGCUGCCCUCCUGGCCCUGCUGGUGCAGCUAUUCCGCUGGCUGCGGGCCGACGGCGACCUCACGCUGCUGUGGGCCGAGUGGCAGGGGAAGAAGCCAGAACAUGAACUGCGUGGCAAGGUUGUCUGGGUGACUGGAGCUUCAAGUGGAAUUGGAGAAGAAUUGGCUUACCAGCUAUCAAAGAUAGGAGCCCUGCUUGCCAUCUCAGCAAGAAGAGAGGAUGAGCUGCAAAGAGUGAAAGAGAAAUGCCUUCAGACCAGCAACUUGAGUGAAAGUGAUAUUUUUGUUCUGCGUCUGGACUUGACUGAUAGAAACUCUCAUGAAGCUGCAACCAAGAGUGUUCUUAAGCAUUUUGGCAAGAUUGAUGUUUUGGUCAACAAUGGUGGACGUUCCCAACGCUCUCUGUUUGUGGACACAAACCUGGAUGUCUUCAGUGCCAUAAUGGAGCUCAACUACCUAGGAACAAUCUCUUUAACAAAACAUGUCCUGGAUCACAUGAUCCAAAGGAAAAAAGGAAAGAUUGUCACUGUCAGCAGUGUGAUGGGUAUUAUGGGAGCUCCUCUUGCCACCGGGUACUGUGCCAGCAAGCAUGCUCUGCAGGGUUUUUUCAACUCUCUUCGGACUGAGCUGACUGACUACCCUGAGAUAAGUAUUAUCAACAUAUGCCCAGGACCUGUACAGUCUCAGAUUAUACAAAAUGUCUUUACAGAGGAACUCUCAAAGUCCCUAGAGAACAGUGGGGAUCAGUCCCACAAGAUGCCGACCGCGCGCUGUGUCCGCCUCACCCUGGUGAGCGUGGCCAACGACCUGAAGGAGGCUUGGAUCAGUGACCACCCCUACCUGGCUGUCUGCUACCUCUGGCAGUAUGCACCCACCUGGGCUUGGUGGCUGAUGAACAGAAUGGGCAAGAAGAGGAUAGAGAACUUUAAGAGUGGAGUGGAUGCUGAUGCCUCUUACUCAAGGAAGAAGAAGUAAGGACAAACGUGUACAAAAUCCUCUUUGUGCUAAGGCUAGAAACUUUUUUCAUAUCACAUGACUGCAAACAAGCUUUUUUUUAUCUGUUGUAUCUUUGUCAUCAUGUAACUUGACAAAUCUAUCGGGCUGUAUAUACAUUUAACUAAAUAAAAAAUAUCUCAAUGUAUCCAUUUCA
This is a messenger RNA of Calypte anna (Anna's hummingbird), 1217 nucleotides long. It is a transcript of the gene DHRS7, whose product is annotated as dehydrogenase/reductase 7. Bases 32 to 1042 code for a protein of 336 amino acids. The transcript has 7 exons. Gene Ontology annotation, molecular function: oxidoreductase activity. The record is from RefSeq and is a predicted model, not a curated record. Lineage: Eukaryota; Metazoa; Chordata; Aves; Apodiformes; Trochilidae.